Molecule: messenger RNA, 419 nt
Organism: Schistosoma rodhaini
Lineage: Eukaryota; Metazoa; Platyhelminthes; Trematoda; Strigeidida; Schistosomatidae
Source: the annotation of a GenBank genome assembly
CUUAGAUCGACUCAUGAAUCAAACUAAUUAAGAACCCAAAUAAAUCAAAAUAUGGAAGUAAUAACAGGAAAAAUAUACACUUUUAGUAAUUAAUGAAAUAUUCAGAUGUCCAAUGGGAAUUUUGCUUAAUUCAUGGAUAGUAUUUGGAAGAUGAUUCCCACCGAUAACCUUAAGCAAAGUUGUCGGUUGCCAACUUUUGUCUUGAUAACUAGCUAAUGAAAAGUACAUACGAAAGAAAAACAUGUUCUGUGUUUCCUUUAUUCCUCCUAAUUGACAUGAAAAGUUACAAAAUAAAAAUUCCUGUAAAUAAUAUUCACAGUCGAGAUCUUCUAGAAAAAAAGCAUAAUGGUACAUGUAUUCACAAGGACUUAUUAGCGUUAACAUAACGGACUCUUGGGUUUUUUACAAGAAAAUAUGGC